ACCCCGGCAAACCUUCCCCAGUGGCCCCCCUCCCCGGUGAAUCCCCGGCGGCCCGCGCGACGUAGGCUGCGAUCCUGGCCGCUGUCGGGGGCCGGCAGCUUCCUGGAAAGUUACUUCUCCUUGGAGCCGUCGAUAGGCACUGUUCUGUGAAAUCCGCUGAGCUUAGAUCGACUGUGUUCCGGGAAUGAGAGGGCUGUGCCAUUCCCCUCACUGCCCCUGCCUUGACGGCGUAACAGGAAAAAAAAGACGCAUACAAUGUUGGCUACCGAGGUGCACAAAACGUUUUAUUUGAGUGUAACCAAAUUAAGGCCUGCCACGGUCGUAGUAGCGUCGGGCCUCCAACGCACCUGCGGGGGCUUGGAGGCGGAUGGGCAGCGGUGCCCACAGAGCGCCUGGGCUGCGCGGUCCCUGGCAGACAGGUACGGUAAAGUGGGGGUGGGCGAAUCUGCGCGGGCUCGCGGCGACGCGCAGGGCUCGGGUGUGUGCGUGUGCGUGUGUGUGCGCGCACGCGGGCUGCGGAGAAGGGGGCUGCCGAGUGUCCUCCCGCGUGAAAAAGGCAGGAAAAGAAUGGGGGCUUUCCUAUUGGCUUGCUCUCUUGCUGUUAACCUCGCCUCUAGCUCUUCUCUCAGCUCCUCCCUCCUCCCUCUUCCCCUCCUUUCUGUUGUCCUCUGCCUUUUUUUGACAGAGUCCCUCUUUUUUUUCUUCUCCAACUCCUUUAAAAGAUCUGUCUUCUCGAGGUGCUUAAUUGAAAAUCCACAGGGGACGCCCAGAAGGAGAGACAGAGUGUGGGGUGGAAAGACAAUGACUGACUCUCACUUGGUGGUCACUUUGGCUGAGGCAGUGUUGGGGGUCAGGGAGUCCAAGUCGGGACCCUUGCCCCUGUCAGCUUCUCCUGGACAGCUCUGCUCUCUUGGUGGUGGUUUUUGUGGAAUGAUUUGUGUAUGUGGCAUUGGUGGAGUGCUUGAAGAUGAUAGACCGAGUUUAUCCGGGAUUUUGCUGGGGAUUAGCUUUGAGAUCUUGGGCAAGGCCUAUCCUCUGGAGCCUCAGUGCCCUCCCCAGUAAAUCAGGGCUGUAACAAGGAUCGGAUAAAAUAAUGGAUGGGACAGAGCUGAGAGGUUUGUAAAAACAAACCAAAUACUAGUGGUUAGUUUACCCUGCAGCAUCCAAAGGGAGGCAUUGUGUCCCACAUACCCCCACCCCCAUACUUCAUGCACUCACUAAUUGUGGGUCACUAAUUGUGGGGCCUUCAAAGGUAGAGCUUCCGUAGGAAGGAGUGGACUUAACAGGAAGGGCGCCUUAUGUAUAUGCAUUUAUUUUGGCCAAGCCAGGCAGAGGUUUAGGGUGAAAAGUACCCAGUCCAGGACCUGGUGACAGUGGACCCAGGAGAACUGUUUUGUUUCAAUCUACAUGUGCAGUGAGUCAUUGCCCAUUUUUCAAGGUGACAUGGCAGAUCUGUGCUUCUUGUGGUACUAAAAAUCUCUGACUAGAAAUCCACAACCUAGCUGGUGGUUGAAGCUGGUUAAAGGAGAGCUUUAGGUAUUCCAGAAGUGUUUAGAGAUCUCUUUCAUGGGGGAAGAGAAGGUUUAUAAAUAAACCUCUCAUGUGGUUUCAGCAUUCUUUUUCAAGGAGACGGCCAUUGAGCUUUGGUUAGAACCAAUUUAGUGUAUCUCUCUUUGCCCAUCUUGAAUUAGGAUGGGGAGAGGAAGAAAUAGGGUCUUUCAUCUUUUUCUGUCCUCUCCCUUCCCCCAUUUCUUCUCCCCACCCCGCACCACUCAUCCCCACUCACUCACAUGCACACACUAACCUUGAAGCUGAUGAGAAUGAGUGACUGGCACUUGGGACCACAGAGAAAUGUCAGAGUGUUUGGUUACAGACACAAGGAAACCUCUCAUUUUAGAGUGCUCAUUUGGUUUUGAGCAAAAUUUUGAACUGUGAAUCAAGGCAUUGGGUGAAGACAAAAUGGCCUCACCAGCUGACAGCUGUAUCCAGUUCACCCGCCAUGCCAGUGACGUUCUUCUCAACCUUAAUCGCCUCCGGAGCCGUGACAUCUUGACUGAUGUUGUCAUAGUGGUGAGCCGUGAGCAGUUUCGAGCCCAUAAGACGGUCCUCAUGGCCUGCAGUGGCCUGUUCUACAGCAUCUUCACAGACCAGUUGAAAUGCAAUCUUAGUGUGAUUAAUCUGGAUCCUGAGAUCAACCCUGAGGGGUUCUGCAUCCUCUUGGACUUCAUGUACACAUCUCGGCUUAAUCUGAGGGAGGGCAACAUCAUGGCAGUGAUGGCCACGGCUAUGUACCUGCAGAUGGAGCAUGUUGUGGACACUUGCCGGAAGUUUAUCAAGGCUAGCGAAGCAGAGAUGGUUCCUGCCAUCAAGCCACCCCGGGAAGAGUUCCUGAACAGCCGGAUGCUGAUGCCCCAAGACAUCAUGGCGUACCGGGGUCGGGAGGUGGUGGAGAGCAACUUACCACUAAGGAACGUCACUGGGUGUGAGAGCAGAGCCUUUGCCCCCAGCCUGUACAGUGGCCUUUCUACACCGCCAGCCUCUUACCCUGUGUACAGCCACCUCCCUGUCAGCAGCUUCUUCUUCUCUGAUGAGGAGUUGCGGGAUGCCCGGAUGCCUGUGGCCAACCCCUUCCCCAAGGAGCGGGCCCUUCCCUGCGACAGUGCCAGGCCAGUCCCUGGUGAGUACAGCCGGCCAGCCAUGGAGAUCUCCCCCAGCAUCUGCCACAGCAACAUCUACUCACCCAAGGAGGCAGCCCCAGAAGAGACACGGAGUGACAUGCACUACAGUGUGGCCGACGGCCCCAAGCCUGCAGCCCCCUCAGCCCGGAAUGCCCCAUACUACCCCUGUGACAAGGCCGGCAAGGAGGAAGAGAGGCCCUCCUCAGAGGAUGAGAUUGCCCUGCAUUUCGAGCCCCCCAAUGCACCCCUGAAUCGGAAGGGUCUGGUUAGUCCACAGAGCCCCCAGAAGUCUGACUGCCAGCCCAACUCGCCCACAGAAUCCUGCAGCAGCAAGAAUGCGUGCAUCCUGCAGACCUCUGGCUCGCCUGCAGCCAAGAGUCCCACCGACCCCAAAGCCUGCAACUGGAAGAAAUACAAGUUCAUCGUGCUCAACAGCCUCAAUCAGAAUGCCAAACCAGAGGGGCCUGAGCAGGCCGAGCUGGGCCGCCUCUCCCCUCGAGCUUACACUGCCCCACCAGCCUGCCAGCCUCCCAUGGAGCCUGAGAACCUUGACCUCCAGUCCCCAACCAAACUCAGUGUCAGCGGGGAGGACUCCACCAUCCCACAGGCCAGCCGGCUCAAUAACAUUGUCAACAGGUCCCUAACAGGCUCCCCCCGAAGCAGCAGUGAGAGCCACUCGCCACUCUACCUACACCCCCCCAAGUGCAUGUCCUGUGGCUCUCAGUCCCCACAGCAUGCAGAGAUGUGUCUGCACACCACUGGCCCCGCGUUCCCUGAGGAGAUGGGUGAGACCCAGUCUGAGUACUCGGAUUCCAGCUGUGAGAAUGGGGCCUUCUUCUGCAAUGAGUGUGACUGCCGCUUCUCUGAGGAGGCCUCACUCAAGAGGCACACGCUGCAGACCCACAGUGACAAACCCUACAAGUGUGACCGCUGCCAGGCCUCCUUCCGCUACAAGGGCAACCUCGCCAGCCACAAGACCGUCCAUACGGGUGAGAAACCUUACCGCUGUAACAUCUGUGGUGCGCAGUUCAACCGGCCAGCCAACCUGAAAACCCACACUCGAAUUCACUCUGGAGAGAAGCCCUACAAAUGCGAAACCUGUGGAGCCAGAUUUGUGCAAGUGGCCCACCUCCGUGCCCACGUGCUCAUCCACACUGGUGAGAAGCCCUAUCCCUGUGAAAUCUGCGGCACCCGUUUCCGGCACCUUCAGACUCUGAAGAGCCACCUGCGAAUCCACACGGGAGAGAAGCCGUACCAUUGCGAGAAGUGUAACCUGCAUUUCCGCCACAAAAGCCAGCUGCGUCUUCACUUGCGCCAGAAGCAUGGCGCCAUCACCAACACCAAGGUGCAAUACCGUGUGUCCGCCACCGACCUGCCGCCGGAGCUCCCCAAAGCCUGCUGAAGCAUGGAGUGUUGAUGCUUUCCAUUCGAGUCCCUUCUCAGAAUCUACCCAAAGGAUACUGUAACACUUUACAACGUUCAUCCCACGACGUAGUGCCUCUUUCAUCCACUAGUGCAAAACAUAGCGGGGGCGGGGGCGGGGGAGGGGCGUGGGGACCGGGAGCCAGAGCAGCUCUCCUUUCCCCACUGCCAUAAAACAUUAAGAAAUAAUACUGCUUCUUCUCCUAUGUGUAAGGCAAACCAUGUCAGCAAAAGGCAAAAUCAUUUUCUGUAUCCAAGCGAGGGAGUAUGCAAAAGUUCUGACUUAGUCUGCAAAAUGAGGAAUGUAUAUGUUUUGUGGGAACAGAUGUUUCUUUUGUAUGUAAAUGUGCAUUCUUUUAAAAGAAGAGACUUCAGUAUGUUAUCAAAGAGAGGGCUUUAAUUUUUUUAACCAAAGGUGAAGGAAUAUAUGGCAGAGUUGUAAAUAUAUAAAUAUAUAUAUAUAUAAAAUAAAUAUAUAUAGACCUAAAAAAGAUAUAUUAAAAAUAUAAAACUGAGUUAAAGGCUCGAUUUUGUAUCUGCAGGCAGACACGGAUCUGAGAAUCUUUAUUGAGAAAGAGCACUUAAGAGACUAUUUUAAGUAUUGCAUCUGUAUAAGUAAGAAAAUAUUUUGUCUAAAAUGCCUCAGUGUAUUUGUAUUUUUUUGCAAGUGAAGGUUUACAAUUUACAAAGUGUGUAUUAAAAAAACAAAAAGAACAAAAAAAGCUGCCGAAGGAAAAAUGUGUAGUUUUGUUCUAGUUUUUGGUUUGUAUAUACCUGUACAACGUGUCCUACGGUGCCUUUUUUCAUGGAAGUUUUCAACGAUGGACGAGCGUGCCAUCCCUUUUGAAGUGAAGGCAGACACAGGGAUUUGAAUUGUCACUAACUAAGCUCUCUUUGGGAAUGUUUGUCUCAUCACAUUCUGCGUCGUGCUUGUGUAUAACUACUCCGGAGACAGGGUUUGGCUGUGUCUAAACUGCAUUACCACGUUGUAAAAUAUAGCUGUACAAAUACAAGAAUAAAAUGUUGAAAAGUCAA
Messenger RNA from Manis javanica (Malayan pangolin), 5135 nucleotides. It is a transcript of the gene BCL6, whose product is annotated as BCL6 transcription repressor. Gene Ontology annotation, cellular component: nucleus. Lineage: Eukaryota; Metazoa; Chordata; Mammalia; Pholidota; Manidae. Gene Ontology annotation, biological process: regulation of transcription by RNA polymerase II. The record is from RefSeq and is a predicted model, not a curated record. Gene Ontology annotation, molecular function: protein binding; DNA-binding transcription factor activity, RNA polymerase II-specific.